GCUCCGGCCAUCACACAACGGCCGAUUCUCCGCCGAAAUAACCUCGGAUCCUCCCCAUUUCACGCCGAAAAAAUAGGCCCGAAACCCCACCAAACCCUUAAAUCAGCCUCAAUCCCCACCCACGCCCUUCAGCCUGCGCCCUUAGGACCUCCCCAGCGCCUCCCACGCCCUCGGGAACACAGAAAAGAGACACGUGCCACGAGGGGGAGGCGACCGAGCUGCUGGGCGACCGACGACGUCGCCCGAAGGACAAGGACAGGGACGGGAACGCGAGCAAGAACACGAGCAAGAGCAAGAACAACACCCGCGAAACCCCGCCAGGAACCCCAGCAAGAGGCCUAAGCAGGACCCCAGAGGAGCCGCCCCCCCCCCCCCCCCCCCCCCGGCCGAGAGUCACAUGACCUUGAGUUCCCCCGAUGGUCGUCUCGUGACUCUUCUCUCUCUCGUGUCAUACACAUAUAUAUGGUGAUUCUGAAGGAGCGGCGCCUCACCCAUGGACAUGAUACAGACGGCGCUCGACACAAGUGGGGACAAGGACUGCGAAUGUGAGGACGACAAGGUUGCUCUCACGCAGCGCCUGGCCAUCGUGGAGGAAGACGGAGCAGUCCGCGACAGCUCGUCCCCGAUUCUCGCCCAGUCUGGCUUCACCCUUCGCUCUGACUCAGAGCACAGCGGAGCUGUGGCAUAUCGGGUGGUACAGUUCGGCACAGAUGGUGGCGUCGACGCAAUACCCCAAGGUGCAGUCCAGAACACAGUACCUAACUUGUUAACGGCCACGCAAAUGAACGGCUCACCCAGUGACAACGCCGAGACCCGGUUAGCCCUGAUCACCUCGGGAGAUGUCCCAACUGACGGCAAUAGUGCGGUUGUGGUUUCAGGAGGGCAAUUUUAUGUCAUCAGCGAUGUUCUCACCAACACCGCACCUCGCAGCCUCACGCCGAGAACAAGUGAGAGCAUGAUGAGCCAGCGCCUAACUGGGACCACCAGGGAGGAGAAGCGGAGAGUCACACAUAAUGAGGUGGAGCGCAGAAGACGGGACAAGAUUAACAACUGGAUCUGCCGCCUGGCCAAGAUCAUCCCAGACUGCCCCGAUGCACACCCCAAGAGUGCACAGAGCAAAGGUGGCAUCCUGGCCAAGGCAUGCGACUACAUAUCUGAGCUGAGACUGCAGAAUGAGCAGCUGAUGGAGCGGCUUAAGGAGGUGCAGCGGCGAGACAUGGACUUUGAGUUGCUCAAGCAGGAGGUGGAGGUGCUCAAGAAUGAGAAUGCAGCAUUGAAGAACGAGAAUGCGCUGGUGCGGUCACAGCUGCAGCAGCAGGGCCUCCUGGCUGAGCUGCCCCCAUAACUCAGGCAAACCGCAAGGCAUAGCCAGUGGACUCGCACCUGCAAGCACUCUGGUGGCUCCUUUGUGGAUAGAUAAUUUAUAUACAUAUAAAAAAAAAAGUAAUAAAAAAAAUGAGAUAUUUGUAAAUUGUGAUACGAAAAUUAUAUUUACGUGAAAAGCCUGAGAUGUUCAUUGAGUUGGGCCUUAGUGUGGACAAACCUUUAUGUUGUAAAGAAGGAAAGCAAGGAGCUGUUGUUGAUAACCUCUUGCAAUCAACUGCUGGUGUUGUUGCAGAGAGUGAGGCAUGCACCACUGCAGGGAGGAAUGGCCUGCUUUGUAUUAGAUGAUCUGACAGCCCUAAUAUAAAGGAGUAAAAAAAGGAAAUGGUUAUUGUAGAUAAUCUCUUGUUAAUUUUUAGGAAAGUUUGAAAAGUAAAAGGGUAUUUUUUUUUUUUUUUUUUUUUUUUUUUACUCAUUGCAGUUUAGGCCCUUCAUAUUUUGUAAUGGAGGAAGUAAUUUUUUCUUCUUUUUUUAUCUUUUAUAUAUCUGUGAAUGUUCUACUUGUAAUUUGAUAGUACUUGUUUUAGCAUAAAAGGCGAAUUGGUUUUGUCUUGUAUGAUCAUUCUUUCAGAUUUUUUUCUUUCUUUAAAAAAAGAAUUUAGCUACUUCUUAAAAGACAUUUUUGCUUUUAGAACAGAUGCUUGAGUAUGAAAAUUCAGAAAGACAAAAUCAGUAGGGUUAUCAUAACUCUUUUUACAGAUGAAACUUGCUGUGUAUAUAUUGUGAAAAAGUAAAGAAAAGAAAAAAUAUUAUUGUGGAUUUUUGUCAGUUGAAGCUGAAAUCUUCUCUAAAGAGGUACAAAAUGAA
Penaeus chinensis is the source of this 2190-nucleotide messenger RNA. Its product is annotated as upstream stimulatory factor 2-like. The coding region runs from base 494 to 1345 and encodes 283 amino acids. Lineage: Eukaryota; Metazoa; Arthropoda; Malacostraca; Decapoda; Penaeidae. The transcript has 5 exons. The record is from RefSeq and is a predicted model, not a curated record. Gene Ontology annotation, molecular function: DNA-binding transcription factor activity, RNA polymerase II-specific; protein dimerization activity; RNA polymerase II cis-regulatory region sequence-specific DNA binding. Gene Ontology annotation, biological process: regulation of transcription by RNA polymerase II.